AUGUGUGGCCGGACUGCCUGUACGCUGGAACCUGAUGAUGUUGUAAAAGCAUGUACAUACAAAGAUGGAAACGGCAAAAGAAGACAUCCCAUAUGGAAAGAUGCUCCUGGUGGCCAGACUUAUUGGCCAUCAUAUAACAUCGCACCCACACAGCAUACACCUGUGUUAGUGGCCUCAAACUUUGAUGGCUUAAUUAAAGGUGAAUUUAUUUCUGAGCGCACUAUGACCCCAAUGAAGUGGGGCCUUACUCCCUCAUGGCAUAAAGGAGACCCCUACAAGGUGCCUUAUGAGACAAACAACUGUCGUGCUGAAGGGAUGUUGGAAAAGAAGACAUACAAAGUACCACUGCAGAAAGGCCGUCGUUGUGUUGUGUUGGCUGACGGAUAUUAUGAAUGGAAAGCCACACCGGAGGGCAAACAGCCCUAUUUUUUCUAUUUUCCACAACCCAACAAUAUCACUUACCCAGGAGAAACGGCAAAGAUAGAGAUCAUCAAAGAUGAAAAGACGAAUAUUAAAGAGACACAUCUUGACAAGGCUAUAAAACAAGAACUGUUAUCACAGGAAGUUGGACAAGAGACACACAACAGUAAUCAGCGAAAGAGUAAUACACUAAUUAAACAAGAAGGUUCAUCAGAUGUUGAAACACAUAAGUUGCCACAACCUGUUAAUAAAAAUAACCUAAAGCAGGAAAAGCCAGACAGCUGUGAUAUUGAAACAAAGCCUCCACAUUCAUUCUGGGAUGCUGUGAAAUCAGAGAAGUCAGAAGUUCAGUUGGAUCCCAUAACUGGAGAAUCACAGUUGGUAAAGUCUUGUGAUGUGGCAGAAUCUGUACAUGGUGCAGAAAAGUUGAAACAAGCUGAUAAUGGGGAUGGUGCUAGUGACGAGGUCGGUGAAUGGAAGGGUCAGAGGUUGCUUACAAUGGCAGGAGUUUAUGAUGUGUGGAAAUCUCCAGAUGGAUCCCCACCACUGUAUUCCUACAGUGUCAUCACAGUGCCUGCUUCAUCAGAACUUGAGUGGUGUCAUAACCGCAUGCCUGCCAUACUGUCAACAGAAGAGGAAGUUCAGAAGUGGCUGGAUGCAGCCAGCGUUCCAUUGGAAGAGGCAGCUUCCUUGGUCAAGCCACAGAAUUGUUUGAAGUUUCAUCCAGUGUCUAAGGCAGUGAAUAAUUCUCGCUACAAGUCCCCAGACUGUAUCAAACCAGUAGAGCUCAGCAAACCGAAAGUGUGCCCAAGCAGCAGUGUGAUGAGGAACUGGCUCAAGUCUGGAUCUCCGGCCAAGAAAAAGAAAAUUGAAUAA
Candidula unifasciata is the source of this 1296-nucleotide messenger RNA. Lineage: Eukaryota; Metazoa; Mollusca; Gastropoda; Stylommatophora; Geomitridae. The record is from the annotation of a GenBank genome assembly.